Messenger RNA from Caenorhabditis elegans, 390 nucleotides. RefSeq lists its product as uncharacterized. The transcript has a single exon. The record is from RefSeq and is marked reviewed. The coding region runs from base 1 to 390 and encodes 129 amino acids. NCBI's taxonomy places the organism in Eukaryota, Metazoa, Nematoda, Chromadorea, Rhabditida, Rhabditidae.
AUGUUCCAGAACCUUCUGGAAAAUUCGAAAAAAUUCUGGAUUGUUCUAGAACCUUAUGGAAAAUUUAAAAAAAUGUUGCUGCGAGAUCUUCGUGGCGAGACCCAUCGUGGCGAGACCCGUCGUGGCGAGACCCGUCGUGGCGAGACCCAUCGUGGUGAGACCCAUCGUGGUGAGACCCAUCGAGGUGAGACCCAUCGUGGUGAGACCCAUCGUGGUGAGACCCAUCGUGGUGAGACCUAUCGUGGUGAGACCCAUCGUGGUGAGACCCAUCGUGGUGAGACCCACCGUGGUAAGACCCAAAAUUUUGGCGGGAAAUUUAAAUUUUCUGUGAAAAAUAUUUUGGCGGGAAAUUUAAAUUUUCUGAAAAAAAUAUUUUGGAGGGAAAUUUAA